CAGCGCAAUCGAAGAGCGUAUCUCGGGCAUCAAUGCGAGAGCUUCAAAUUGCCAUAUUCUUUGGCCAUCUCGAGGUCGCAACACCAGAACAUCACAACCACAACCAUGGCUUCUGUUACCUCCCUCGAUAAAGACAUGCGCAAACUGCGCCUGGAUCGUUACACUCCACAAGCCGCAAACGAAGUUCGGUCAUUCAUUGAAGACUCCCUAGGGGAACGUUUGCCGCCGGGAGAUCUUCUUGACAGCCUUAAGGAUGGAGUCGCUCUUUGCAAGUAUGUUUCCACAGUGUCGCCCCUCCAAGAAACAUUCUGACUUUGCACACUUCCCAGACUUGUCAAUUUAGCAUCACCCAAUGCGCUUCGAUUCAAAGCGAGGGCUAUUAUGCCUUUCGUACAAAUGGAGAAUAUCUCCCUAUUUCUACAAGCAUGUCAAAACCCCCCCUUCAAUCUCCAACCACACGACAUCUUCCUCACGGUCGAUCUUUACGAAUCGAAAGACCCGGCGCAAGUUCUACAGUGUCUGGGUUCAUUUAGUAGAGCAGCGCAUCGCAUUGCGCCCAAUCAAUUUCCCAAUCCGAUCGGAGGAAAGUCCCGUGGAGGAGUUAUGAGCCCUCAAGGAACAGGCGCGGUUGGUGGUGGAAGUUAUGGCAGGCCCAGAGUAAACUCCAACACAAGCAAUUCGUCCUCCGCGUACAAUCCAACGAGAGCGGCGCCCUCUCUGACCUCGAGUAAAACUGGCGAUUCGAAUGGCGGCCGAUGGAGUCCAACGAAAAAUGGAGGUACGCCUCUGUCCCCUGGCGGGGUUAGUAGCUGGAGUAAAAAGGCUGACGAAGGGGCUACAUCUCCGGCUUGGAAUAUCUCACAAUAUGGUUAUAUGGGAGGCGCAAGUCAGGGAAAUCUAGGGGUAUCAUUUGGAGGAAGACGACAAAUUACUAGCGCUGGUCCACAAGUUCCGAAUAUGGCAGAGAAAAUAAAGCUGCGAAAGGAAAGAGAGGCGGAGGUGGAGCGAAUAAAGCUCGAGACAGAGAAAGAGGAGAGAAGGAGAAAGGAGGAAGAGGCUGCCGAGGAAGAGAGAGCGCGAUUAGCAGAAGAAGCAAGAUGGGCCGAGGAAACGAAGAGAUUGCGGGAACAGGAAAGACAAAAGGCCGCGGACGAAAAGCGGAGGUGGGAAGAAGAAGAACAAAAAUGGCGAAUGGAAGAGGAGAGACGUCAAAAGGAGGAGGAAGAAGCCGAGAUAAGAAUGCAGGCUGAACGGAAAAGAGCUCGAGGAAAUAGCGACGCUAGAUUACGAGGUCAAUUUUUGAGCCAAUACCAGGCUGAAAACGCCUCAAACAAUGGUAAAGGGUCUGAGAGCGAUAGGAUCAAGGAGUUGGAAAGACAACUAGAACAAGCAAGGGAGAGGGAACGCCAAUAUGAGAACGAGAGGCAGGCAAAGAUGAAUCGCAGAAGAGGUAGUCGUGAUGAAAGCCGCGAAGAAAUAGAGGAGCAUGAUUUUUCAAAUCGCAUGAAAGAACAAACUUCUAGGUCACGGGCUCAGUCACGAAGUCGUCCUCCUCAGUCGCAUAAGAAUGGUGAUGAAGAUUGGCGAAAGAACGAACGCGAAUAUCUUCGAAGAGAAUGGUCUUCAUCUCACGGUAGCGAAGACCAAGCAUCUCGACCUCUACCAGAACCGACACUUCCGCCUCGUGUAACUAAGCACAAUUCAGGAUCACGACCCCUUCCAGAACCUACACCACGAGUGGCAAAACAUAAUUCCGGCUCAAGACCACUUCCUGAACCCGCACCGCGCCUGGUGAAAAAUAACACGGGCUCCAGACCACUUCCAGAUCCAGCAAAGUAUGCCUCAUCGUCAAACCCAUCAGCGCCUAAACCGCCUGCUCCUAACCCUAGAAUCUCAUCUCAGAACCGGACCGAUCGAUUCUUAUCCUCAAACCCAGCUCCACAACAAGCUCGACCGCAAACUACUUAUGCCAACGAACUCGGUAAUUUCGACAGUACCGCUGAAAGAGAUGCCGAAGAGCGUCGCCGUAAGGAAUCUCAAAUUAAGACCAAGGCCGCAGGCUGGGCAUCCAAAUCUUUACUAGAAAGGGAAAUGGAAAUGGAACGGCAACGACAGCAAGAAUGGGAAGAAUCCCAGAAGGAACUCAAAUCGAAAGUUCCUACUGGUUCUGGUGUUGAUGGGAUUGGUGGUGGGAUCAAUGGAAAAUGGGAUGUUAACCAGUGGACUGGCUAUACUGGAGGGAAUGGUCAAAAUCGUGGCUCCCAGGGUAUCGGAAGUGGGCGACGACAGAUUGUUGGACCUAGACCUCCGCCUCCCGGACGUUGAUGUAUUUGAACUGGGGAAUGAGCCGUAAAUUGGGAUGGUGCUGCAUUUCUUGGAGCGGGUGGGUGCUUUUGUUGUACAACUGGCAUGAGUGUCUGAUAACACUGAUUUUACUUGGAAAAAGGCCAGGUGUCUUACUGUCUGCUUCUUUGAAAUUGACAUGAAGUACGACGAGAUAACGAAUGCCAAGUUUUCUAUUAAUGAAUGAAUGAAUGCUUGGAGUCUUCCUGUGGUUCAGAGGGUGUUCGGUUCGGAGCGAGGAUUGGAUAUGAUACUCCUGAGAUUAGAUAAUUCUUCUUCUUCUUUUUUUUUACAAUUAGCUUUUCCUUGUGUUACUUGAGAACCGUCUACAUAAACAUGCCUGAUAUUGAGCUCUAACAUGGCGGCUUCUGGUAGACAGGAAAAGUUGUAGAGGAAAGUAUCCAUUCCUGUUGGCUUAUUUAACAUUCACGAAUAUUGUUGGUUUGGUUAUCUGGAGCUGUGAAUAUGAUUAGCUGGACUUAAUAGGGUAUUUGAAGUCGUUGUCCUAGAUUCUCUGGGGUGAUGAUAUGUUUGAAAAAACUUACGCUGACGGAAAGAGAAUGGAUUCUCUGAAUCUCUGUAAUCUUUCUUCUCUACUAAGUAG
Hymenoscyphus albidus is the source of this 2947-nucleotide messenger RNA. The record is from the annotation of a GenBank genome assembly. NCBI's taxonomy places the organism in Eukaryota, Fungi, Ascomycota, Leotiomycetes, Helotiales, Helotiaceae.